Tupaia belangeri chinensis (Chinese tree shrew) is the source of this 237-nucleotide messenger RNA. RefSeq names its product signal transducer CD24-like. Gene Ontology annotation, molecular function: protein tyrosine kinase activator activity. Gene Ontology annotation, cellular component: external side of plasma membrane; membrane raft. NCBI's taxonomy places the organism in Eukaryota, Metazoa, Chordata, Mammalia, Scandentia, Tupaiidae. The coding region runs from base 1 to 237 and encodes 78 amino acids. The record is from RefSeq and is a predicted model, not a curated record. Gene Ontology annotation, biological process: cell adhesion; regulation of cell-cell adhesion; cell activation. The transcript has a single exon.
AUGGGCAGAGUGAUGGUGGUCAGGUCUGGUCUGGGGCUGCUGCUACUGGCACUGCUCCUACCCAUGCAGAUUUAUUCAACUCAAACAACAGUUGUAACACUUUCAAGUAACUCCUCCCAGAAUACCUUGACUGCUCCAAAUCCAGGUAAUGCCACCACCAAGGUCACUGGUAGUACCCUGCAGUCAACAGCCAGUCUCUGUGUGAUCUCAUUUUCUCUCCUACAUCUAUACUCUUAG